UCGGCACCAAAGCACAGUGUAUGUUCCGAGGGGGACGGAUUUGAGGAGCGUACAUGUAUGUCCAUUAUUUAGAACUGCUUGUGUGAGACAUUUACAAGAUAAAUCUAUUUGGUUUAUUACGGACAUGUCUACUGUGCGGAAUGUUUUGCAUUCGCCUGUCUGUUAAUAUGGGCUGGAAUUUUAGGUUUGAAAAAAUCACUCAUUUAGAGCCCAUAGCUUUAAGGUGUUUGUGUUCCUCAAGAUGUCACACAGGUCCCGAUGUAGUUUUACCACAGAUUAAGCGAAAAGGAGCAAACAGUAACAAGCAGGUAAGAAAAACACAGAAAAAGAAAAGACCCUCAUGUCCGGCAGUCCUCAGUCACUUUGACCAGCAGUACAGUCGAGAGCUUGGAGACUUGUGGCCAUCUGCAAGAGCAGUGCUCCUGGACCCUCAGACUUGGCAGUAUGGGGUCAUGCUCAACCGCUUCAGUGUUGUGACUGACAUCACUCAGAUUCUUCAGUCUCAGGGCUUUUCUGCAUUGCUGCAACAAACACACAUCUCAGCAAGGCUUUUUAACACCCCCUCUAUGGGAUCUCAUUCUAAAUACCAAGGAGGAAAAGGCACAUUGUCGAAUCAUCACAUCUCUAAGUGCCCUUCUGAGGACUCCGAUCUCCGGCCCGACAUCACCUCUGAUGGACUCAGGCAGGACCUUCAGUCAGAGCCCACUUUCAGUUUUCCCUGUUCUUCAUUGCAAUGUUACAUUCAUUCAAGUCCACUGCGAUUUCCCUCUCAGCCUCACAGGCCUGGACAGCUGAAGCAGUACUACCUCCUAAAUGCUGCCUCCCUGCUCCCAGUGCUGGCUUUGCAAGUCAGAGAUGGAGACAAGGUUUUGGAUCUUUGCUCUGCUCCUGGAGGCAAAGCUGUGGCCAUAAUGCAGAGUGCAACUCCAGAGCUCCUCUGCUGUAAUGAACCAGAUCCUCAUAGACGGGACUGGCUGAGUAAAACCCUUGAGUCUUUUCUGCCUAUUUCAAUAAAAAGCAGAGUGGUUGUGUCUGCACAGGAUGGACGGGCUUUUGGGCAGAGCGAGGCUGGCUUUUAUGACAAGGUCUUAGUGGAUGCUCCAUGUUCUAAUGACCGGAGCUGGCUGUAUUCUGGUAGCAUCCAGCAGGGGGAACGGAGACUGAAGGACCGAUCCAGGCUGCCUGCGUUACAGGCUGAGCUGCUUAGGUCGGCACUAUCUGCAGUGCGUCCUGGAGGUGCUGUGGUCUAUUCGACCUGCACACUGUCAAGCCAUGAGAACCAGGCUGUGGUGGAAUCCGUGCUGAGGGACUUCCCAGAGGCCCAAGCCGAAGACCUGUGGGAAGAGAUUGCCACGCCUUUAUCAGGACACUUUGAAUUCAGUUCUCACCCUAAUCACCACCGGCUUGGCAUUCUAGUGGUUCCUCAGGUUGGAAAGACCUGGGGACCAAUGUUUCUUUCCCGAAUUAGAAGAAGGGAUGUAUUUGGGAAAUAAAUUGAAAUAAAAAAAAUAUCCAUAUAUUGAAGAUUUUGAAUAAUGAUGAAACAUAGAGAAUUCUGUCCCGUAUCCAAACAGCAGCAGCUGUAGUUGGGACAUGUCGAUAAAAUAACACACACAUUUCAGACAAUCACACACAGCUGCACGUCCUCUGGACUGUAAAUGUCUUGAUUUUUAUAGCUUCUGCUGUAUCUGUGUGUUUGGGGGUGGUGGGAUUGUGUGAGGUUUUACAUUUAAAUAGCAAAUAAAAACACAACAAUGUCCCUAUUAUUCAUCCCAACUUAAAACCCUGUUAUUUUGGUUCACCCACUGUUUUUAUAGCAUCAUCUGGUUUCAUCCCGUGGAUCUAAGUGAAGCAUAUUACAGCUAUAGGAUUUGGAAAAGCUCCAAAACAUAUCAAAGUAGGUUUUGAAUGUUGGACUUAUUCAUGAGCAAGCAAAAAAAAAAAAAAUCAAACAUCA
Menidia menidia (Atlantic silverside) is the source of this 1957-nucleotide messenger RNA. The record is from the annotation of a GenBank genome assembly. Lineage: Eukaryota; Metazoa; Chordata; Actinopteri; Atheriniformes; Atherinopsidae.